Oncorhynchus gorbuscha (pink salmon) is the source of this 2067-nucleotide messenger RNA. Its product is annotated as protein lin-28 homolog A-like. Gene Ontology annotation, molecular function: nucleic acid binding; zinc ion binding. Bases 75 to 872 code for a protein of 265 amino acids. Lineage: Eukaryota; Metazoa; Chordata; Actinopteri; Salmoniformes; Salmonidae. The record is from RefSeq and is a predicted model, not a curated record. The transcript is spliced from 4 exons.
UCGAAGUGGAUUAAGUGUGGAAGGGAUUGAAGGAGAGACAUGACAAAAUAUCAAGAGGGAAAGCACGCACUACCAUGCGAGCUAAAUUUGCGACCGCUGGAAUAGAGGAUGUCGGAUUAAUGGUGAUUUAUAACCCGUUUUCGCAGAGGAAGCUUUUCGAUUGGGACUUUGGAAGAGAGGGUCCGCGGGGAAACAUGGCCGAAGGAGGGGCGGUUAAAGGUGGCGCAGAAUACACCGCCAAAUCGGCGGAGCAGGAAGAGCGGAUUCUGCCCCAGCCUCUGUCGGGAGCAGGCCACUGCAAGUGGUUCAAUGUUCGAAUGGGGUUCGGAUUUAUAUCAAUGACCAGCAGCGAGGGGAGCCCCCUAGACCUCCCUCUGGACGUAUUUGUCCACCAAAGUAAGCUGGUGAUGGAUGGCUUCCGCAGCCUGAAGGAGGGCGAGCAGGUGGAGUUCACCUUUAAGAAGUCCUCCAAGGGCCUGGAGUCCCUGCGGGUGACGGGGCCGGGCGGGGGACCAUGCGUGGGCAGCGAGAGGAGACCCAAAGGGAAGGCCACGCCCCAGAAGAACCGCAAACAAAAGGGUGACCGCUGUUAUAACUGUGGAGGUCUGGACCACCACGCCAAGGAGUGUGGCCUGCCCCCCCAGCCAAAGAAAUGCCACUACUGCCAGAGCAUCAUGCACAUGGUGGCCCAGUGUCCCCACAAGGCGCCGCCCACUGGCUCUCAGGACCCCCUGCACCCCUCUACCUCGACCGACCUGUACCCCCCCGACGAGGAGGAGCGCUUGGGUUCAUCCCCCCUCGAUGGCCCCUCGUCCUCCCCGGAAGCGCCACCCCAGUCACACUAUGGUGGCCCCCAGAGGUGGAGGAAAUAGGCGGGGAGAAGGGGAGAGUUGUACCAUGACCCUGAAUCCCCUAACCUAAGGAACCCCUGAAAUCCCAUCCCUAAUCUACCUCACACUCGUGAAAAAAAUGGGAGGUAUAUUUUUGGGAGGACCAGCGAAGUUAUGGCAACGAUCACUGGGAUAUGGAUUUGUGUGAAUGUGUGUGACUGGCUGACUGGCUGUCAUCUGGUUGCAGCUAUGGAAACCAUCGCUGGGGAUACGGACUCAUGUGAAUGACUGUGUGUGACUUCUCAAUCAGUGCAGCUCAAGAGACAAAAUGGUCUAAAAGAGAAACCAGGGUUGGGGUUAAGGGUUAGGGGUUAGGGGUUAGGGUGAUUGUGAACCUGAGUUAGAUGACUGGUGUCAUCCGUAACACUUUGUGUGGUAGUUUCUGAAUAGAACUCGUUUUCCUUUUAGAUUUUAGUUCACGUGUAUCAUAUUAUAUUAUUAUUCUAAACAUCAUGAUGCCUCUUUUUUAGCAUUAAGACUUUUAAAAAAGGCCUUGAUGUAGGCCAGUGUUUCCUAAUCGAGCAUAUUUUAGUUUUGCCCUAGCAGUAGCACACUUGAUUUAACUUAUCGCCAAGCCUUUGAUUAUUUACAAUCCGGUGUGUUAGUGAUACAUCAAAAACUAAAACGUGUACCCCUUUGGCUCCCCGGGACCAGGAUUGCAAAACACUGAUUGGUCCUCUAUAAAAACAAUAGAACCACAAAAAAAUCUGAAUCCAAAUGAUGCUUCAGUGUGACCUAUUGUGUUGGCGAGAGCACCAUGGAUACCAGGGUGAAAGGUUGGAAAGAGGAUGGGGGCGUAAGGACCCAUUCAAUAACCCUUGUGGUCGUGUGCAACGCUCUGCUUUACAGAAACACAACUGGAACAACUGCCGCGGGGGGCAACAAUGGUUGCAAUGGUUUCAUAAGAACCAGGAACUGGUUGUUAUAUCGUUGUUAUUAUAUGGUUGUAAUGAUGUCAUUUCAACCAGCUUUGCCCACUGGGUGAUUGUGGUUAAACCUAGUUUGGUGUGUGUGUGUGUGUGUGUGUGUGUGUGUGUGUGUGUGUGUGUGUGUGUGUGUGUGUGUGUGUGUGUGUGUGUGUGUGUGUGUGUGUGUGUGUGUGGGCACAAGCGUGUGUGUGUGUGGCAUAGCCUGGUGUAGUGAAGUCACCUUUGCUGUGUACUUCCCCAGUGUGUGA